AUGGAUUUAGAGCAAUUACAGAAGGACUUCCAAGAUUGUUUGGAUGAGAAAAAGUAUUUACUCAUUUUAGAUGAUGUAUGGAAUGAGGAUCCUAUGAAGUGGAAUGAAUUGAAACAGCUGUUAGUGGGAGGAGGUAGCGGAAGCAAAAUUGUAGUCACCACUCGUAGUAGCCAAAUUGCAGAGAUGAUGGGCACAAUCGCAGCACACUAUUUGCAAGGUCUUGAUGAGAAGGAAGCUUUGUCAGUGUUUCUCCAAUUUGCAUUCAAGAAAGGGGAAGUGAAUCAAUUUCCAAACCUAGUGAAAAUUGGGGAAGAGAUAGUCAAAAAAUGCAAUGGGGUUCCUUUGGUUUUGAAGACACUUGGGAGUCUGCUCGGCUCCAAAACUUCAGAGCAUGAUUGGAAACUUGUGAGAGACAGUGAGAUGUGGAAAUUAGUGGAAGAGCAAAAUAACAUCUUUCCUGUUUUGAAAUUGAGUUAUGAUGAAUUGCCUCCACAUCUUAAACAAUGUUUUGCAUUGCUUUCAGUCUUUCCAAAGGAUUAUGCAUUUGGUAGUUGGGAGGUGAUCCAAUUUUGGAUGGCUCAUGGUUUGCUUCAAACCUCCAAUGAAAAUGAAGACCUAGAAGAUAUUGACGGGUCUAAUCUUGAGGCAUUGCCAAGAAAUAUUGGUAGUUUGAAGCAUUUAAGGUAUCUUCACCUAGCCAAUUCCAAUAUCAAGAAACUUCCGAAUUCCAUAUGUAAGUUACAGAGUUUGGAAACUCUGAUUAUCGGUGGUGAAGGAAUUGAAGAGUUGCCCAAAGGUAUGAGAUACAUGAUCAGUCUCAGAAUGUUAUGGAUGAGUACAAGACAGAGGGUUCUAUCUGAGAAUGGCUUUGAACACCUGAAAUCUCUUCGGUUUUUGGCAAUUGGAAAUUGUGAAAAUUUAGAAUAUUUGUUUGAAGGGAUUCAGAACCUCACAUCCCUUAAUACCUUGUUGAUUGUUGAAUGCAAAAACUUGAUCUCACUACCUCAUGGCUUGAAAUCUUCAACCGCAUUAAAACAUCUGAUAAUUGGGUAUUGUGAAAAGCUUGAUCUUAAUAUGACAUUGGGAUUGGAAGGGAGAGAAAAAGAAGAUGAUGAUAAUCAAGAUUACCUUGUUGGCAGUGGGUUACGCCUUCAAACGUUGUUGAUUGGAAGGUUACCAAAGUUGGAGGCACUACCCCGAUGGCUUCUUUCAGCAUCUGCUGACACCUUGCAAACCUUGAUACUUGCCGAAUGUGAAAAUCUGACAACGUUAUCAGGUAGGCAGGACCUCACAUCACUUGAAACAUUGGAGAUUGAGGAUUGCCCGAUGUUGUCAUCUCUGCCAGAGCGGAUGCCACGCCUCAGACACUUGGAAAUUGAAAGAAGUCCAAUUUUGAGAGAAAGAUGCAAACCAGAAAUGGGGGAGGAUUGGGCCAAGAUUGCUCAUGUCUCUAAAAUAUGGAUUGAUGACAAUGAAAUCUCAUCAUCAAAGGAAUGA
Durio zibethinus is the source of this 1497-nucleotide messenger RNA. The record is from RefSeq and is a predicted model, not a curated record. Lineage: Eukaryota; Viridiplantae; Streptophyta; Magnoliopsida; Malvales; Malvaceae.